AUGAAAGAUUAGUUACGCAAGUAAACAAUUAGUCCUGAACCUGAAAAAUAAAAAUCAUAAAAUUUUCAUAGAAGAUUUACAAGUUCACAGAUUGAAAGUGCAGGAAAAAAUCAAUAAUCCUAAAAGAGUUUAACUAAUAAAAUUUAAAUAUAUGGUUUAUAAUAAUUGCUCAAGAUGGGCCCACAUAAUAAAGUACUUCAAUCUAAAGUUUACUCUUAGAUGCUUAUUCAUGAGAGCUUUUCUUAAUAAUAUUUAAAAGACAUGAGUGCAGCCUACACUCCAAACCCACAAGUAACCAUAUAGUAGAACUUUUUUAAAAAAGCAACACUCUCUCAAAACUCAACAAUGUCAGGCAGCAUUAAACCGAGAAUGAGGAGUGCAAAUAAAGAAACAAUUAAAAAGAAAUCACAAAUUGAAACUACCUAAUUACUGUCGAACAGAGAAAAGGACAGAUAAACCAUUACUUAAUUGUAAGAAAUUAUCUAAAGAACAAAUUCAUUGUUGCAUUAAUAUUAGAAUGAAAUAUCCAGACAUAUUAAAGAAAAGGAGGAUUUAGUUAAUAUCAUCCAACAGUUGCAACAGCUCUGA
Messenger RNA from Paramecium tetraurelia, 588 nucleotides. RefSeq lists its product as uncharacterized. The record is from RefSeq and is a predicted model, not a curated record. The transcript has 2 exons. NCBI's taxonomy places the organism in Eukaryota, Ciliophora, Oligohymenophorea, Peniculida, Parameciidae.